UGUAGAGGCUGGUGUUAUGUUCGUUAAACCCAAUGGAGCCUUUUACUACCGUGACUGCUUUCGGGCUUGGUCUCACCUUACUAUCAGCAAUAUUCUUCCCCAAUCCAUUCCACGAGAAAUGUAACAAGGAGGGGAAUUUGAAUGUUGCAGCUAUGCAGUGGGACCUUGAAAGCAAACUAUUUGGGCAGCACCUGGCCAAGAUCACCACCCUAAAAGUGUUACCUGGUUUCCUCAAGAAUAAGCACCAUAAAAAGCCACUUGUGUUGUCCUUCCAUGGCUUGUCAGGCACCGGGAAGAACUACAUCAGUCAGAUCAUAGCCCAACAUAUUUAUCCUGAAGGACUGAAGAGCAAAUUUGUGCAUCAAUUUGUAGCUACACUGCAUUUUCCCCACGUUAAAUAUCUCGAUAUGUAUAAGGACCAGCUACAGAAUUGGAUCAAAGGAAACGUGUCGGCUUGUGAACGCUCAGUCUUCAUAUUUGACGAGGUGGAUAAAAUGCAAUCGGAACUCAUUGAUGCCAUUAAACCAUAUUUGGACUUCCAUGAACAUAUAGACCGUGUAGAUUAUCGCAAAGCUAUUUUCAUCUUCCUGAGUAACACAGGAGGAGAAGUCCUUUUGGGACUGGCUUUGGACUUCUGGAAAGCGGGGAAGCAGAGAGAAGAUAUUAAAAUGUCUGAUGUGGAACAUCGUCUCUCUCUUGUUGCAUUUAAUGAGAAAGAUGGAGGAUUUUGGCACAGCAGCCUGAUUUCCCACCACCUCAUUGAUUUUUUUGUCCCUUUUCUACCAUUGGAGCUCCAGCAUGUGAAGAUGUGUAUCAGAAGAGCACUCUUGGACCGUGGUUACAUUAUUGAGGAAGACACUGUCUCCAAGGUUGCCAAUGACAUGACUUAUUACCCUAAGGAUGAAAAGGUUUUCUCUGUGAAGGGCUGCAAAGUGAUCUGCGCUAAACUGGAAUAUUACCUGGGAUGAAUAGCAGUCUAUACACUGGCUGGCUAUGGAUUUUAACUCUUUUAUAAAAUGAUGAAGGGAUGUUGGCUUUGUGUGCCAAUAUGUAUGUAAGACUGUGUCAAGUGCCACAUGUCCUUGUGACAUUGAAGGCUUAUCACAAACUAAAAAGAUAAUGAACUUUUUUUUGUCCCAUACGACUUUUGUUAAUUAUGCAAAGACCUUGUGAUAAAUCGUAUAUUUGUAAUGGUCUGUCCCAAGUGGCCUCCAGUUCCUCUAAUGCUUAAAUUAAUUUUUAGAAAUCGCCUUUUAAGAAUGAGCACGUGAUGUGCGUACUUUACAUUUUUUUUCCCCCAGAAGAAUAGUAGGCUGGUAUUAUUCAUUAUGUCCUGAGAUUUAGCAGCAAAGUAAGGUAGCUCUGUCACCCCACCCUUUUUUAUCCUUAACUUUUAUAUGAUAGGCAAAUUGUACAGUAUUAUCCUGUACAAAAUCAAUGAAUCAUUCACAGGUUUUGUGUGGAAUUGAGGAAAAAUACCUGCUUCAUCUUCAUUUUGAAUUUGUGUGCAGAACGUGUGGGGGUGAGAAGUUUAUUUUGGGCGAACAAUAACCGAAGUAAAGUUGCAACUGUGUAUCAGUGACAGUGAGGGACGGAAGAAGCGAUUGACCAAGGACAUGUGGAAAAGUCAUUUGAAUCAGAAGAUGGCAGACAGAGAGAGGAAGAAAAGAUCAUGGAUGGUGCAGUGGGAUAGGGAGGCAGAUAAUAAUGCCACAACUUUGCCGCUGGGCACAGUCAGGUCAGACAAUGACAAUAGACGGGAAAUGGAUAUUUAUGCGCAGCUUGAGUUUAUGAAGUUGGCAGCCCUGGUACGAUGCAACUCUGAGAAUAAGCGACCAGAUUCUAAUGACGAUCCUAGCAGGACAUUGUGAGUGACUUCCUAAUCUUGUGUUUUCUGUAUAAUAUGAUUUGUCAAAACUGCACCCCAAGGUGUAACAGGCCAAUCCAAAUUGUGCGUGGCUCACUUUUUCUAAAUGCCGUGUUUGCACCUAAAGACGCUCUUAUCAGGUGCUUCUUUGUGCCAAACAUAUUUUUAGGUCCAAACAGACGGAAUACAUUGAUAUUAAGGUGUAAAUAUUAUGUGAAAUGUGUAAAUUAUAAUAUGAAUAACAUGUUUUACUUGUUUUGGUAACAUAACCAACAUUCACAGCAUUGCUGUAUUAUGUGGGGAACAAAACUUACAAAAAAAAUACAAUUAUUGAUGCCUAAAACAAUGCGCACACAGGGAUACAAUCUAAAGGGGGACGCACAGCUUAAACCAUGGAAGGUUUAUUCACCACUCUAACUUGACUCUUUUUUGGUCUAAUGUUGUUGGCUCAUGUAGCUGUUUACAUUUCAAUGUGAAGCGUAAUUUAGGAUUGAGCCCCCCAGUCAUUAUUAUGUGUACAUCUUGCUGGUUAUGCUCUAAGGCAAAGUGUAUAUUUUGCUGGCAAUUUCCAUUGCACAAUGUAUAGAUUAAAUAUAUAUCUCAGAUAACCCCAGAUUAUGUGAUCAUCAGUUGCAUACAAAUAGGCAGGUUUGAGGCAAAUCUUCCCAGGUGACAGGAAAGAAAAUAUGAGCUUUGUAGUGUGGAGAGCAGGUCUGUGGUAGAGGGUCUUCAUGUUCCUAUGUCUAGUCUGGCAGGGCCACUCCAGU
This is a messenger RNA of Pelobates fuscus (common spadefoot toad), 2634 nucleotides long. RefSeq names its product torsin-1A-like. NCBI's taxonomy places the organism in Eukaryota, Metazoa, Chordata, Amphibia, Anura, Pelobatidae. The coding region runs from base 33 to 968 and encodes 311 amino acids. The transcript has 5 exons. Gene Ontology annotation, biological process: protein localization to nucleus; nuclear membrane organization. Gene Ontology annotation, molecular function: kinesin binding; ATP binding; ATP hydrolysis activity. Gene Ontology annotation, cellular component: endoplasmic reticulum; nuclear envelope; endoplasmic reticulum lumen. The record is from RefSeq and is a predicted model, not a curated record.